AGCGGCUCUGCAGCACUCGCUCUGUUCCACACGCUCAGCACUGCUCCUGGAAGGACACCUCCUCCUCCUCCACCCCCCUCCCCCGCUCCCCGCUGUCACCACUCACCACACAUAGCCUCGAGGGGGUGGGGACCCCAGAGCUGGACACACCCCACCGUAGACCCAGAGCCCAGCUGGUCGGACGGACGCACGGUCGGACGCAGGACCUCGGAGCCCCGAGGUGGGCAGAGUGCCAGGGUCCCUCACAGUCUCCUCAAGCCCCGUCCAGGCCAUGGGUAUCAAGACAGCACUGCCCGCCGCUGAGCUGGGCCUCUACUCCCUGGUGCUGAGUGGGGCCUUGGCUUAUUCAGGCCGAGACCUGCUGGAGGCUUCACAAGAUGGCGCCCACAGGAAGGCCUUCCGGGAGUCUGUGCGGCCAGGCUGGGAGUACAUUGGCCGGAAGAUGGACGUGGCUGACUUCGAGUGGGUCAUGUGGUUCACGUCUUUUCGCAACAUCAUCAUCUUCGCCCUUUCUGGACACGUGCUGUUUGCCAAACUCUGCACCAUGGUGGCCCCCCAGCUCCGCUCUUGGAUGUACGCCGUGUAUGGGAUCCUGGCCGUCAUGGGUACAAUGGGCCCCAGCUACCUGCUGCUGCUGCUGGGCCACUGCGUGGGCCUCUACGUGGUGUCGCUCCUGGGCCAGCCCUGGCUCUGUCUUGGCCUUGGAAUGGCCAGCCUGGCCUCCUUCAAGCUGGACCCUCUCAUCUCCUGGCAGAGCGGGUUUGUAACAGGCACUUUUGAUCUUCAAGAGGUGCUGUUUCAUGGGGGCAGUGGCUUCACUGUGCUGCGCUGCACCAGCUUUGCCCUGGAGAGGUGUGCCCACCCCGACCGCCGCUACUCCCUCGCCGAUCUGCUCAAGUACAAUUUCUACCUGCCUUUCUUCUUCUUUGGGCCCAUCAUGACCUUUGACCGCUUCCACGCACAGGUGAGCCAGGCGGAGCCGGUGAGGCCAGACGGUGAACUGUGGCGCAUCCGGGCGCAGGCCGGCCUCAGCGUGGCGGCCAUCAUAGCCGUGGACGUCUUCUUUCACUUCUUCUACAUCCUCACCAUCCCCAGUGACCUCAAGUUCGCCACCCGCCUUACGGACAGCGCCCUGGCUGGCCUGGCCUACUCAAACCUGGUGUACGACUGGGUGAAGGCAGCUGUCCUGUUCGGUGUUGUCAACACGGUGGCACGCCUGGACCACCUGGACCCACCGCAGCCUCCCAAAUGCAUCACUGCCCUCUACGUCUUUGCAGAAACGCACUUUGACAGAGGCAUCAACGACUGGCUUUGCAAGUACGUCUAUGACCACAUCGGUGGGGAACACUCGGCUGUGAUCCCAGAGCUGAUGGCCACAGUGGCCACGUUUGCCAUCACCACUCUGUGGCUGGGGCCUUGCGACAUUGUCUACCUGUGGUCACUCCUUAACUGCUUUGGCCUCAACUUUGAACUCUGGGUGCAGAAGCUGGCAGAAUGGGGACCCCUAGCACGAAUCGAGGCCUCUCUGUCGGAGCAGAUGUCCCGCAGGAUCCGAGCCCUCUUCGGGGCCGUGAACUUCUGGGCCAUCAUCAUGUACAACCUGGUGAGCCUCAACAGCCUGGCGUUCACAGAGCUGGUUGCCCGGCGCCUUCUGCUCACAGGGUUCCCCCAGACCACGCUGGCUAUCCUCUUUGUCACCUACUGCGGAGUCCAGCUGGUGAAGGAGCGAGAGCGGACCCUGGCGCUGGAGGAGGAGAAGCUGGAGAAAGAGAAGCCGGAGUAGCUGGGAAGGGGACGAAGGAAGGGCUCUGCCUAGCUGGGGCCCCAGCUCCGGCCAGGCCACCGGAGGCCUGACCAGAAUAAAAGACUUUUCUACCAC
Elephantulus edwardii (Cape elephant shrew) is the source of this 1879-nucleotide messenger RNA. It is a transcript of the gene HHATL, whose product is annotated as hedgehog acyltransferase-like. Gene Ontology annotation, biological process: negative regulation of N-terminal protein palmitoylation. The record is from RefSeq and is a predicted model, not a curated record. Bases 272 to 1783 code for a protein of 503 amino acids. Lineage: Eukaryota; Metazoa; Chordata; Mammalia; Macroscelidea; Macroscelididae. Gene Ontology annotation, molecular function: acyltransferase activity. The transcript has 12 exons. Gene Ontology annotation, cellular component: endoplasmic reticulum.